AUGGAGGACACGCAAAACGAUGCACCACAAUUUCUCACCACCGGCAGAAGCCUUGCGGAACGUUUCUGGGAGCUGUGGAAGGACUCAUACCUAACUUCGUUGAGGGAGCAACAUACUCGAAAUCUUAACCAAGGUCGAAGUUCGCCCAAGAAGCCACGAGUAGGGCAAGUGGUCCUACUGCAAGACCCAUUUCUUCCCAGGAAUACGUGGAAAUUGGGAAGAAUAACAAGACACGGAAGUACGGCAAAGGAAGAGAUUAGACAGGUGGAACUCAAAAUGGGCAAUGGUAGGACAACAAGGAGGCCGGUAAAUACCUUAAUUCCGCUAGAACUGGAAGAAGCCGAGGAGGAAAAAGAGGAUGGAGACUUCAUAGACUAUCCUCGGCAAGAGGGAGAAGAACGUGUAGUUAUGGGGCAACGCGCAGUAGAAGAACGGAGGGAACCUGCAGUAGAGCAAAUGCGUCCUAAGAGAAAAGAAAAGCUUUCCUUAUUAUGCAGAAGAAUAUGA
Molecule: messenger RNA, 507 nt
Organism: Strongylus vulgaris
Lineage: Eukaryota; Metazoa; Nematoda; Chromadorea; Rhabditida; Strongylidae
Source: the annotation of a GenBank genome assembly